Molecule: messenger RNA, 1389 nt
Organism: Diplodia corticola
Lineage: Eukaryota; Fungi; Ascomycota; Dothideomycetes; Botryosphaeriales; Botryosphaeriaceae
Exons: 1
Coding region: 1-1389 (462 amino acids)
Source: RefSeq, a predicted model, not a curated record
AUGUCUACUUCUCCGAUCCAACCAAACUCUCCUGCCGCGGCCGCGUCGCACUCCGCAAGUCCAGAAAUAUCAACAGCGCUUCAGUUGGAGCUCCCCCAGCAGCGAUCGACGAAGACGGAGAGCAAAUACAAGCACCGUCUCGAGCGAAGCCGCGAGGCUUCGGAAGAGGCUCUCCACAAGUAUUGCAAGCUUUCCCAGGGUAGCGCCCCAGAAGCAUCUCGCCACAACCAUGCCCUCAACCUCAUCGAGUCAGCUACAAAAGUACUAAAGGCCCAACAAAGCGAGGCCGCACUUCGCGUGGAGUCGCUCACGGCGGUGGCGGAGAAGGCAGUACAGCGCAAGCUCACGAACGAAGAGUUCAUGGACGUCCAGCAUGACAUAUAUGUCUGGACACGGGCUCGUACCUCCCAAGAGAUCUUCUUACGGUCCGCAGAAUCGCAAAGAAACUCAAUCGUGGAGCAGCUGGCUGAACUCCCGGCCGAGAAGACUCAAAAGGUUUUGGAGAUGCUCCUAUGCGUCCCCAUCAUGCAGAGGCGUCGUUCGAGGCCGAGCCAGGCCCACUGGAGGAAGGCUGCAGUCGAGUACUACGACGCUCAGCGCCAAGUUCCUUUUCCUGCCGUCCCCCCUUCCAAUCCAACUUCCAAACCCCAGACUAUUACGGUGUGCUGGGAUCCCAUCAUGCGCGCAUGGUAUCCGGCGAAUGAAGUCAAGGCAGCGCACAUUCUGCCCUAUAGCAUGACGAACGAAGUGCUACAGAUGAUUUUGGGCGAGGGCGAAGGUGCAGAAGUGCUCCUCGACAUCCGAAACUGUCUACUCCUCUGGGAACCAAUCGAAGCAGCGUUCGACAAAGGCAUCUUUGUCCUUGUUCCAGACCAGCCUGCUGCGGAAGGACAGACCACCGAGUACAAGCUCGUACUGCUCGACGAAAGCUACCGCACAGCCCCAGUCAAGUUUGGUGUUUCCACGACUUGGAGUAAACUUGAUGGCAUCGUCCUCGAGUUCCGGAACGAGUGCCGCCCUCGACAGAGAUACAUGUAUCUCAACUUCGCUUCCAGAAUCAUCGCAGCGCGAAAGCUUCAGUUCGACACCUACUCUCGUAGCCGCCUCGAGUCCACGGGAAGUGCCUGGGUUUCCCCAGGCAAAUGGAUCCGCAAGAGCAUGAUUCGAGAAGUGGCGCGGAUCGUGGGUGAUCACCAAGUGGCCGACACGUUUGAAGAAGCUUCAUUCGAGGACCAAACUGGUCCAGACGGCCCAACAAAGAGUAGGGUGACGAAGGCGGCGGAAGAAUGGAUCACGGGGACCUUUGAGAGGCGGCUGUUCGAGAGACCCCUCGAGAAGGGCGAGGAUGGGGGGUCUGAUGAGGAUGAGGAUGAGGACGCUGAGGAUUAG